Messenger RNA from Lolium rigidum, 858 nucleotides. RefSeq lists its product as uncharacterized. The transcript has 5 exons. NCBI's taxonomy places the organism in Eukaryota, Viridiplantae, Streptophyta, Magnoliopsida, Poales, Poaceae. The record is from RefSeq and is a predicted model, not a curated record. The coding region runs from base 1 to 858 and encodes 285 amino acids.
AUGGAGCGCCCUUCAGGCCUGACUGCGCGCAGCAACAAGCGCCCUCGACUAGCCUAUUUAGUUCGCCUGAUUGGGUUGAGGGUGCUAGCGGGCGAUUUGAUGGACUACAUCCGCUUCAGGGCCGUUUGCGCACACUGGCGAUCUAGCUCAGACUGUCCACGCGGCCGCGGCGUCGUAGACCCGCGCUUUCACCCUCGCCGGUGGAUGAUGCUGCCCGAGGGCCACGGCCUCUACCCUGGUCACGGCAAGCUACGUGGUUACAUCCGCUUCUUCAACCUCUCCACAGGCGUCAUCGUCCGCGUCCUGCUCCCGCUUUUCAGGAACCACUGCAUCCUCGACUCAGUCGAUGGCCUCCUCCUCCUGCAGCGGGACGAAGACACCGUCAUCCGUCUCCUCCACCCCUUCACCGGUGACAUUGUAGACCUCCCGCCACUCGCCACCCUCAUGCGUCUUCCCUGGAGCCAAUCUGAAUAUUUACAGAUCGACCCGCCGCAGCAUGACGAGACAGGCUCAGCUUCGUCCUCAACGCCAUCGCAGAAGUUGGUUGCCACAUGCCCGGCCGGCAAGAUGCCUGUCCCUCAAUACCUGGCAGAAUGUGACUCGGAAGUCCUGUUCAUAGGGGUUGCACCGGUAACUAGCAUCGGAGGCAAUGUUCUGUUGAUUGAUGAAAGGAUUCUAAGUGUCAGGGGUGACACCAUCGUAGCUGUUCAUCCGACGGACCUGUAUUUGGCGCAACGCAACCUCAACAGUCACACAUGGUUACCGGCAACGGAUGGAUGUAUCGCAAAACGUGAUGUGUCAAUGCCUUAUAGCCUCAUUUACCAUAUCUUCACCUGUUGCAACCGUGCUAUUUGGUGA